Acanthosepion pharaonis is the source of this 2043-nucleotide messenger RNA. The record is from the annotation of a GenBank genome assembly. NCBI's taxonomy places the organism in Eukaryota, Metazoa, Mollusca, Cephalopoda, Sepiida, Sepiidae.
AUGAUUAGUACCCGUCAAAAGAUCUCUUCCCUUUACUCUGAUUCUGUCUUUCUUUUCCUCCAGAUAUCUUCCCUUUACUCUGACUCUCUCUUUCUUUUCCUCCAGAUCUCUUCCCUUUACUCUGAUUCUUUCUUUCUUUUCCUCCAGAUCUCUUCUCGUUACUCUGAUUCUUUCUUUCUUUUCCUCCAGAUCUCUUCUCGUUACUCUGAUUCUCUCUUUCUUUUCCUCCAGAUCUCUUCCCUUUACUCUGAUUCUUUCUUUCUUUUCCUCCAGAUCUCUUCCCUUUACUCUGAUUCUUUCUUUCUUUUCCUCCAGAUCUCUUCCCUUUACUCUGAUUCUUUCUUUCUUUUCCUCCAGAUCUCUUCCCUUUACUCUGAUUCUGUCUUUCUUUUCCUCCAGAUAUCUUCCCUUUACUCUGACUCUCUCUUUCUUUUCCUCCAGAUCUCUUCUCAUUACUCUGAUUCUUUCUUUCUUUUCCUCCAGAUCUCUUCCCUUUACUCUGAUUCUGUCUUUCUUUUCCUCCAGAUAUCUUCCCUUUACUCUGACUCUCUCUUUCUUUUCCUCCAGAUCUCUUCCUUUUACUCUGAUUCUCUCUUUCUUUUCCUCCAGAUCUCUUCCCUUUACUCUGAUUCUUUCUUUCUUUUCCUCCAGAUCUCUUCCCUUUACUCUGAUUCUUUCUUUCUUUUCCUCCAGAUCUCUUCCCUUUACUCUGAUUCUUUCUUUCUUUUCCUCCAGAUCUCUUCCCUUUACUCUGAUUCUUUCUUUCUUUUCCUCCAGAUCUCUUCCCUUUACUCUGACUCUCUCUUUCUUUUCCUCCAGAUCUCUUCUCGUUACUCUGAUUCUUUCUUUCUUUUCCUCCAGAUCUCUUCCUUUUACUCUGAUUCUCUCUUUCUUUUCCUCCAGAUCUCUUCCCUUUACUCUGACUCUCUCUUUCUUUUCCUCCAGAUCUCUUCUCGUUACUCUGACUCUUUCUUUCUUUUCCUCCAGAUCUCUUCUCGUUACUCUGAUUCUUUCUUUCUUUUCCUCCAGAUCUCUUCCUUUUACUCUGAUUCUCUCUUUCUUUUCCUCCAGAUCUCUUCCCUUUACUCUGACUCUCUCUUUCUUUUCCUCCAGAUCUCUUCUCACAUUCUGACUCUUUCUUUUCUUUUUCCUCCAGAUCUCUUCCUUUACUCUGACUCUUUCUUUCUUUUCCUCCAGAUCUCUUCCCUUUACUCUGAUUCUUUUCUUUUCUUUUUCCUCCAGAUCUCUUCCCUUUACUCUGACUCUCUCUUUUCUUUUCCUCCAGAUCUCUUCUCGUUACUUCUGAUUCUUUCUUUCUUUUCCUCCAGAUCUCUUCCUUUUACUCUGAUUCUCUCUUUCUUUUCCUCCAGAUCUCUUCCCUUUACUCUGACUCUCUCUUUCUUUUCCUCCAGAUCUCUUCUCGUUUCUCUGACUCUUUCUUUCUUUUCCUCCAGAUCUCUUCCCUUUACUCUGACUCUUUCUUUCUUUUCCUCCAGAUCUCUUCCCUUUACUCUGAUUCUUUCUUUCUUUUCCUCCAGAUCUCUUCCCUUUACUCUGAUUCUUUCUUUCUUUUCAUUCCAGAUCUCUUCCUUUUACUCUGAUUCUAUCUCUUCCUUUUACUCUGACUCUCUCUUUCUUUUCCUCCAGAUCUCUUCCCUUUACUCUGAUUCUUUCUUUCUUUUCCUCCAGAUCUCUUCCCGUUACUCUGAUUCUUUCUUUCUUUUCCUCCAGAUCUCUUCCCUUUACUCUGAUUCUUUCUUUCUUUUCCUCCAGAACUCUUCCUUUUACUCUGAUUCUGUCUUUCUUUUCCUCCAGAUCUCUUCCCUUUACUCUGACUCUCUCUCUCUUUUCCUCCAGAUCUCUUCCCUACACUUUCAUCAUCUCUUCUGCACUCAUUACUUCUUUCUUUUGCUACAUAUGUUUCUAUGUCAGUUUUUUCUAUCAGAUAUUUUUUCUUUCAACUUUUGCAUUCUCUCUCCUUUACCCACAGGAACAUGUAUUGAACCUCCAAUAUGGCAUAGUUGCAUUUAUAUAUGUUCAUAG